Molecule: messenger RNA, 2158 nt
Organism: Glycine soja
Lineage: Eukaryota; Viridiplantae; Streptophyta; Magnoliopsida; Fabales; Fabaceae
Exons: 11
Coding region: 333-2039 (568 amino acids)
Source: RefSeq, a predicted model, not a curated record
CUUGAACAUGUGGCUUUGUUAAAAGAACCGUCCUUUAAAUACCGUUUUCAUGAUCUGAAGCAGUUAAAGACUAUAGUACUGGUGGAAUUGGACUCACCCCCACUCUCAUUGUCUUCUUCUUUUUCUUCUCUUGAGCAUACCAUUUAUUUUCUUCAUGCUUUUUUCUGCUUAUGGGUACUUCAGUUUCAGUACUUUGAUCACAGUUUCACACUCAACUUGUCUUCUUGCAACUUGAUGGAUGCAGCAUAUUACUAUUACAGAAAAUAACAAUAUAAUUUCCAUUGGUGGAUAUAUGCAUGCAGUUGCAGCAGAUUUAGAAAUAAGUGCAAAACAUGAACACCAGCGUCAGGCCGAGGCUGCUGCAUAGGAAAAAAGCUCCAACGCUGUUGUCACAUGAAAAGGCAGAGAUGCGGGGAAGCUCGCGAGGGGGAGAAAAUAAUGCUGCUAAGGGUGGAAAAGCAUCGAGCAAAGACAGAAAAUUGGCUUUGCAACAAGAUGUUGACAGGUUGAAGAAGAAGCUUAGCCGUGAGGAGAACAUCCACAGAGCAUUAGAGAGAGCUUUCAACAGACCUUUGGGAGCUUUGCCUCGUCUUCCUCCCUAUCUCCCUCCUUAUACACUAGGACUUCUGGCUGAGGUGGCAGUGCUGGAAGAAGAAAUUGUUAGGCUUGAAGAGCAGGUUGUGCAUUUCAGGCAGGACUUGUACCAGGAAGCUGUCUACAUGUCAUCCUCUAAGAUGAAACUUGAGCAAUCUGCAGGUGUGAACAAUGCAAACCCAACUAGUAGUCCCAAACUGGGUAAAUUGAAGUCCCUAUCCCAGUCAAUGGAUGAUACUGCAACAUCUGAAACUAGGCCUACAACAACACUUCCAAAGGAUAGACAUGGAAAAGAGAACCAAUCAUGUACUAGUUCUUCCAAGAGCAGCAAGCAAUCCAUAUGUAAAGGUCAAACUACAAAAUCGCCGAUUAAGAAACUUCCCAUUGACAAUAAAUCACUGCAGAAACGUCGGGAUCCUCCAAAAAAGCAGCAAGAACUAAGGCUGAAGGACCAGCCAAUUGCGGAAGUAAGAAAUCUACGUGAAAAUCCACAAGGGGAUGAAUGUCCAAAUAUAAUCUCUGAAAAUAUUCUUAAGUGUUUAUCAAACAUUAUCUUGAGAAUGAGUGCUGCAAAAAAUUUGGAUUCUACAGCUGAUGUACCACCCUUUAGGACUCCAAAAUCUAAAAACUGUGUAGAAGGAAGUGAGUUUUGGGAUCCUUAUAGUAUCUGUUUGGAAUUUGGAAAGAGGGAUAGUGGUCCAUUCAAGCAAUUACGUUCAAUUGAAGCUAAAUCAUUCGAUCCAAAACGAACUGCAAAGUCUUUGUUUUUACUGCAUCGGUUGAAGCUUCUUCUGAGAAAACUAGCUUGUGUCAACAUCGAGAACCUCAACCACCAGGAGAAGCUUGCCUUCUGGAUCAACAUCUACAAUUCAUGUAUGAUGAAUGCGUACCUAGAAAAGGGUAUACCAGAGAGUCCUGAAAUGGUUGUUGCGCUGAUGCACAAGGCAACGAUAAAUGUGGGUGGACACUUGCUAAGUGCAACAACUAUAGAACAUUGCAUUUUAAGACUUCCUUAUCACUGGAAAUUUCUAAAUUCUAAACAGACAUUAUCGAAGGGAGGGAAAAAUCAUGAAACUUAUGGACUGGAAUUGUCAGAACCUCUAGUGACAUUUGCUCUAUCCUGUGGAACUUGGUCCUCUCCUGCUGUGAGAAUUUACAGAGCAUCUCAGGUUGAGAACGAACUUGAAAUGGCAAAAAAAGAAUAUUUGCAGGCUGCAGUUGGAAUUUCGAUAUCAAAGUUCCUUAUCCCGAAGUUGCUGGAUUGGUAUUUACUGGACUUUGCAAAAGACUUGGAAUCAUUGCUGGAUUGGAUAUGCCUCCAACUACCAAGUGAUGUGGGGAAAGAAGCCAUUAAGUUCCUUGAGAAAAGAAAAACCGAGCCCCUCUCACAAUAUGUACAGAUUAUGCCAUAUGAGUUCAAUUUUAGAUACUUGCUUUGCACAUAGUUUUCCUUCUAUUUCUGUAAUGUUUUAUUGAUUAUGUGGAUAGGAUACGAUUUGUAAACAGCUUUAGAUCAUACAUAUAGUAAGCAUGCAAAUGCCAUUUGUUCUUUUCUCACUUUUAA